Messenger RNA from Sinocyclocheilus rhinocerous, 1390 nucleotides. RefSeq names its product polycomb protein eed-like. The record is from RefSeq and is a predicted model, not a curated record. NCBI's taxonomy places the organism in Eukaryota, Metazoa, Chordata, Actinopteri, Cypriniformes, Cyprinidae. The transcript has 11 exons. Gene Ontology annotation, molecular function: protein binding. Bases 137 to 1273 code for a protein of 378 amino acids.
GUUUGUAAUCACUGCAGCACGAGUGUCUCCCUCUGCUGUCGCGCAGUGUUACCGCAGCUGUCGCGCUGUUUUGCAGCAGUGUGGCAUAAGCGCGCACGCUCUGCUUUCCGGCAGUGUGGCAUUGCUGCUGGAGAAGAUGUCUGAAUCUCAUGCUGAGGCGGGAAACGAGAUGCCGAAUAACAAAAAGCAGAAAUUAAGCAGUGAUGAAAACAGCAACCCCGAUCUGUCAGGAGACGACAAUGUAGCGCUAAACUCUCCUCAGGGUCAGUCAUCAUUCCCUCAUGUUGGGUGUGUCUUGUUCCUGCAGGUCACUCUAUAUGAGUGUCACUCUCAAGGAGAGAUCCGUCUGCUGCAGUCGUAUGUAGAUGCUGACGCAGAUGAAAACUUCUACACUUGCGCUUGGACCUUUGACUCGAGCACCAGUCACCCGCUGCUGGCCGUGGCCGGAUCUCGCGGCAUCAUCCGCGUCAUCAACCACAUCACCAUGCAGUGCGUCAAACAUUAUGUCGGCCAUGGAAAUGCGAUCAACGAGCUCAAAUUUCACCCGAGGGACCCGAACCUUUUGCUGUCGGUCAGUAAAGAUCACGCGCUGCGGCUCUGGAACGUUCAGACAGACACUCUGGUGGCCAUCUUCGGAGGCGUCGAGGGCCAUCGCGACGAGGUCUUGAGCGCGGAUUUUGACCUGCUUGGUGAGAAGAUCAUGUCCUGUGGGAUGGAUCACUCCUUGAAGCUGUGGAGGAUCGACUCUGAGCGGAUGCAGAAAGCCAUCCGCGGUUCGUACGAGUAUAACCCCAGCAAAACCAACCGGCCUUUCGUGUCUCAGAAGAUUCACUUCCCAGACUUUUCCACACGAGACAUUCACAGGAACUACGUGGACUGCGUCCGCUGGCUCGGAGAUUUGAUUCUUUCAAAGUCAUGUGAAAAUGCCAUUGUGUGUUGGAAACCUGGGAAGAUGGAAGACGACAUCGACCGCAUCAAACCCAACGAGUCUAACGUGACGAUUCUGGGCCGCUUCGAUUACAGUCAGUGUGACAUUUGGUACAUGCGCUUCUCCAUGGACUUCUGGCAGAAGAUGCUAGCUCUUGGAAAUCAGGUCGGGAAGCUGUACGUUUGGGACCUGGAAGUGGAGGAUCCUCAUAAAGCAAAGUGUACGACGCUCACGCUCCCCAGAUGCACGUCUGCGAUCAGACAGACCAGCUUCAGUCGGGACAGCAGUAUUCUGAUCGCUGUGUGUGACGACGCCUCGAUCUGGCGCUGGGACCGGCUGCGCUGAGUCUCCUGACGCUCACUGCUCGAAUCAUCGAUCGCCGAGUUCUGCUGUCUUUGCUUUUCACUUUUGCUUUUUUCUUUGCCUUUCUCUUGUCUGACUUCAAUAAAAUCUAUUUUUAUA